ACUGAACAGACUCCUAAGGCAUUUAAGAUUAAGACCAUGUCCCCACCCUCGUUCCAACUCAUGCCCUUCUGGUUCGACAAUAUCGAAGCCUGGUUCUGCUACGCAGAAGCCAACUUCCACGGGCACGGCGUGAAUGACACACGUGCACAAUUCCUCUCAGUAUUCAAGGCACUACCGCGCGAAUUCAACAGGUACGUAACACCUAGUAUGUUUACUAGUGAUGUUUCUGAACCUUACGAAAAUUUAAAACGUUCGAUUCUUAAACGAGGAGACCUAACCGAUCGACAAAGGUUAGAUCAACUCUUUAUUAACAUAGACCUGCAGCACGGUUUCGCGACGGACAUUUUGCAAAGGAUGAGAGAGGUUAUAGGCCCAAGAACUUUCGACAAAGGCCUAUUCAAACAACUUUUCUUGUCUAAACUUCCCCAACAGGUGAAAGUGGUUCUGGUCUCGUUCCAGAACAACGCCUUAGGCGAGCUGGCUGCAUCUGCCGAUCGUAUCUUAGAAAUUACGAAACCUUCUACUACCGAGGUAUUUUCAGUCAAAGAAAUGCCUCAAACGACUCAGAAUGACAUAACCGAGUUAUGUCAUACACUCACGCGUUAUCUUAAUCUUCGUAACGACCUUAAUCGCUCGCACACCCCACGAAGAAGCAUUUCACGUAAGCGAUCUGUCUCUAGACCACGAGAGACGGAUAAUCCCGACUGGUGCUGGUAUCACAACCAGUAUGGAAAGUCUUCCAGAAAUUGCAGAAAACCCUGCAAUUUUCCCAUCUCAAAACCGACCGACUAGAAAAACAACUCGAGAAACUUCCAAGCCGGCACGCGUCAA
This is a messenger RNA of Schistosoma haematobium, 831 nucleotides long. RefSeq lists its product as uncharacterized. The record is from RefSeq and is a predicted model, not a curated record. The transcript has a single exon. The coding region runs from base 37 to 792 and encodes 251 amino acids. Lineage: Eukaryota; Metazoa; Platyhelminthes; Trematoda; Strigeidida; Schistosomatidae.